AUGUUCGAGUCUAACCAAUACCAUGUUUUUUUUUUUGUUUGUUUGUUUGUUUGUUUUUUAGCUUUGACCCAAGAGAAUGAGGGUCCUUUCCAGAGCUCUAUAACUGUGGCUAAACUUGGAGAUAAUGUGACUCUGACAUGUAGUAUCCCUAGGGAUGAUGUUGGGUUGUCUUACUGGUAUAAGCUGAAUUUUGGAUACAUGAUUGAAACAAUUGCCUCAGGAAGUUUUGACAAAAUAUCACUUAAGGGACAAUUUACCAACUCAAGAUUCAGUGCCACAAAAGUGGGUAGUAUGUAUUCUCUUACCAUAAGAAAUGCAAGCAAAGAAGAUGAAGCAACAUACUUAUGCCAAGGAGGAACGGCAUACAUAAUGGAAUUUUUUAAUAGCACGCUUUUAGUAGUGAAUGAUACAAAAACGCUGCAGAAAUCUGUCACCGUGAAACAAACUUCAGAUGUGGAGUCAAUACAUUUGGGAGAUACAAUGACUCUGCAGUGUUCACUUUUCUCUGAAAAUGACACAGAUCAGUGUCCAGGUGAAGACAAAGUGCACUGGUUUAAAGGUGCAUCAGAAUCCCAUCCAGGCAUCAUUUACCACGGCAGUCUCAGAAAUAAAGAGGACAGGAGAUGUGACUACAGUCUGUCCAAAACUAUAACAAACUCAUCUGAUGCUGGGAUGUACUACUGUGCUGUGGUCACAUGUGGACAGAUCCUGUUUGGUGAAGGAACUGUGGUGGAGAUAGAGAUGGGCCAGAAUCCCUUCCAGGCACUAUGA
Pelmatolapia mariae (spotted tilapia) is the source of this 771-nucleotide messenger RNA. RefSeq lists its product as uncharacterized. The transcript has 3 exons. NCBI's taxonomy places the organism in Eukaryota, Metazoa, Chordata, Actinopteri, Cichliformes, Cichlidae. Bases 1 to 771 code for a protein of 256 amino acids. The record is from RefSeq and is a predicted model, not a curated record. Gene Ontology annotation, biological process: response to bacterium.